Molecule: messenger RNA, 2482 nt
Organism: Thunnus maccoyii (southern bluefin tuna)
Lineage: Eukaryota; Metazoa; Chordata; Actinopteri; Scombriformes; Scombridae
Gene: plekhb2
Product: pleckstrin homology domain containing, family B (evectins) member 2
Exons: 8
Coding region: 426-1097 (223 amino acids)
Biological process (GO): regulation of cell differentiation
Cellular component (GO): membrane
Source: RefSeq, a predicted model, not a curated record
AUAAAACUAUCUGAUGGCCAACAGUCUAUUCAAUUUCAGUAUAUACCACGAACUACAGUUAUUUACACAUGGCUCGCCCACCAUGUGAGCUCACCGGGAGGACAAAACGAGCGCGCCCUCACUGCGUUUGCUCGCACUUUCCAGCGCUGUCAGCUGACAGGUGACGUCAUUCAAAACAAACACCUCCCUCCUCAAAGAGACGGAACGUUAGUGAAGAUGCUCAGCGGGCGGGGCUUAACGGCAGCCAGCGACGACAAAAUAACGCACGUCGACAGUGUGUUUCCGCUCGGUUUAUUGGUCAGGCUUUUUCUGUACGAGGAGGGCAUCGUCUUAUUUGUAUGUAUCUCACUCCCGUGUCGUCUGUAGCCUCACCAAAGACUUCACAUUUUCUUAAAAAACACAAAUAAUCAAGUGUUGCCUCUAAGAUGGCUAUGGUGAAGAGUGGUUGGCUCCAUCGACAAAGUACCAUACUGCGCCGUUGGAAAAGGAACUGGUUUGACUUGUGGGCUGAUGGACGACUUGUGUUCUAUAAUGAUCAACAACGCCGUGACAUGGAGGAUGACAUCCACAUGAGGGUCGACUGCAUCAACAUUCGCAGUUCUGCUGCAUGUCAAGAGCUCAACCCUCCAGAGGGGAAGACACGUGAUGCCUUGCUCCAGAUAGUGUGCAGAGAUGGACGGGUCAUCAGUCUGUGUGCAGAUGGUGCAGAUGAUGCUCUGGCAUGGACCAUGGCACUCCAGGAUGCCAGAAUUAAUGCGGUUGUCUCUCCUCCUCAGAUCGGCUUUGCACAGGAAGUGAUUGCCUCCGCUCCUCCCCCCUACACAGAAUAUGCUCCCCCACCACAGGUUUAUGCUCCGGGUCCAUAUGGAGAGUAUGUAGCACAUACCCAACACGCUACACAGAUUGUAUACUCAGCUGAUGGGCAGCCCUACGCUGUUGCUUAUCCUUAUCAGUACCAAGGUGGGUACCCUGCGCCUGGAGUGAACCAUGUUGUUAUUCGGGAGCGCCAGCGUGACGACGGAGGAGAUGUGGCUUUGGGCAUGCUCGCUGGAGCGGCAACCGGUUUGGCACUCGGCUCUCUCUUCUCUGUCUUUUAGUGUUUUAAUUAACGUACACCUCGUAGCAUACCGUUCCCCCGUUUAUGCAGCAUUUGGCUUCCUCUCUGUGCCAUCACAGGAGUUGGAGUAAAAUGUCUCUGUUGGGCUAUUUUCAUCUAUGAAGCAUGAUUGUGAUGAGCAGGCGACUUACUCCCUAUGUGUCCUAUAUAUAAAUACUGUUAGCACUUUCUCAGAUGCCCUGUGUGGCAGUCUCCCAUCCCUUUUGUGUUGUCUGAAUAUGAAUGUUCUUAACCAAAAAAUUACUUACUUUUAAGAGUUAUUUAAAUGACAGGAAAAACCCUACUCCUUUCACGUACACUUCAGGUCCUCUGUUAAACAUUUCAGUCAUGUUUGUUCCUCUUUCAUGGAGCACAUUUGUCCUUUAUGUUUGCUGAAUUAUCUACAUAGUCAUGAGUAGGUGUUUUUUUUGUUUUGUUUUGUUUUUUUACAGGUUUUGUGUUCAUCUGUGUACUGUACCUCAUGUUAUUUUACUUUUUUCAUGUAUCAUUUAUCUGUUUUGGUUGUGAAUAAGCAGUGUUUCUUUGGCUUCUCAGGUUAUUUGUGGUGGAGGCUGGCUUGGAUGAGAGUUGUGUAAAGACGAUUGCACACAUAAAGCAAUAAAUCAAUUAAAUCAAAGCAUUAAAUCAAUUUCAUUGUAGCAUUUUGAGGUACCUGUUCGGUGGAAUCUGGUUGCGAUGGGAUGUCUGAUGUUGUCUUCGCCACAAAUAAGUCUACGUGAGGAAACACUGGCAUGUACACGAUGUGCUUUGAAGUGAAAAGGGACGUCACUCCUAAGAGUUACGGUUAUUUUUCCAUUGGCAGCUGCUGGAUCAUAUUUCAUUUCAUUUGAAGUGUUUGAAUAGAUAUUUUGGUUUAUAUUUCAGUAGGCUCGGUGCAUUAUGUACAAAUACUGAUCAGUUGAAUCAGUCUCUUAAGAUGUAGUUACAUUUCAGUUGGACUUGACUUAUUUUUCACUCCAAAUGACUUGAAUAUUGUCAGAUUUUCCCAUUAUUCAUGGUAAUUAUGACUGCAUUUAUUCACUUAGAAUGGCAGUUUCUACUCAGUAGAAAACAUUGGUGUGCUUUUCAAACAUACUGAAUAUCUUUAUUAAUGACACUGACAGACGAGAUGUAUAAGACUCAAGUCUUAUACAUCUCUUCAGUUUCAUUUCAUCUUUGCAAAUUAUCAGCUUGUGCAAGCAGCGUAAUGUGAUGUCAUUUUUCUAUAGGUCUUAAAUUGUGUGAAGAUGUAAAAUUUAAUGAAAACCUGUUAUAUUUCUCAUAUCAAAUGUACUAAUUAAAUUAUGAUUUACCCUGCAUUUAAAAUAUAAAUAUCUGACAAUUAACUAAGAUGUAUUUUAACAAUUAAAAAUAUUCACAAAGUUA